This is a messenger RNA of Geodia barretti, 3066 nucleotides long. Lineage: Eukaryota; Metazoa; Porifera; Demospongiae; Tetractinellida; Geodiidae. The record is from the annotation of a GenBank genome assembly.
AGUUUGAGGUCAGAGCGACUGAGUAGAGAAGAUGAACAGAGUACUCAUGCCGACAUGUUGAGGGUGGUGAACUUCAGUCGCUCAUUGCCAGCGAGAGGGAUGGCAAAGAGGCCCUGGGGAUUCAGAUUCAGGAGUUGGAACGAGAGUUGCUGGGUGUUCGCAGCAUCGGCUGAGUGACCAGCGAAACGAGAGGGACAGAGAGAUGGACGAAGUAGCUCAGAGUCUCUCUCUACAAGUCUCCAAUCUUCAGGCUCAGUUGGAAUUGGCUGAAAAGAGGUCUGCCCAACCGUCUCCUGAACUGAUCAAACUUCAUAAAGAAAUGGAGAGACUAAAGGAGGAGCAUGGAAAAUCUCUGUUACUGGAGCAACAGAGAUCUGGUGAUCUGGAGGAUCAACUUAGACAGCAGUCUGUUAGGGAGGAACUGCAAGUGGCUAGUCUAGAGAUGAAACUAUCACAACUCUCGGAGACUGUUGGUAGCUAUGUUCUCCUACGUGAGCAAGACCAGACAACCAUCCAAAAACUAAAGGAAAGGAUAAACCAACUGGAUGAUGAAAACACCCAACUCACUAAAGAACACAUUGAAAGACGCGAGAAGUCGACCCACGCCGCUGGACAGGUGACUGGCCUUCAAGAGAAGAUCGCGAAACUAAAGACGUUUCUGAAGCUGGCAACAUCGAAAAUCACCGAAAAGGCCGCUCUACCGUCGAAUUUAGAAGAAAUGACGGUAGCUGAGUAUCGUGAUCUCAUAGUACGCGAAACAGCUGGAAAGCAAUAUCAGCAAGAGCUGAUUCAAUUGAGGGAGGAGUUUGAACGCUACAAAACGAGGGCGCAAACAGUUCUUCGAAGCAAGGAAAACAAGGAUUCUAUUACUCCACCUGUCCAGAGGAAGAAUACUGAGAGUAUACAGAGUAGAUUACUAGAUCUGCAGGAGCAAGUCCACAGUCUCCAGAACCAGAAAGAGGAGGAAGAGGGGAGACACUUGAUGUCGACCCGCAAACUGCGGGAAGAAAUCAGAGAAAUCGCCGAUAAACACAGGGCAGAGGUCGUUGCUAUGGAGACGCAACACAAGGAGAAGCUGCAGAAUCUACAUCGUCACGUCCAAUCGACACGAGACAGAACCGUAAAACUUCUCGCAGAGAAAGACGCCGAAAUCGACCAUCUCCGGGGGGAGCUCCAGGCCCUCAGAUCCCAGUCCCAUACCGGCGGUCUGGAACGGAGUCUGAGCCACGCCAGUACUGCUAGUGGUGGGAACACCCAGAACGGAAUGGGGAAUGGGGAAUUGGAACCGGACUACCCCACGCCGUCCCUGUUCCAGACCACCACACCCAGGAGAAAUAUCAAUCUCUCUACCAAGUCUACAGAAUCAAUAUCUGCUGUGCAAGAGAUUUUAGAACAGCCGUCGCCAGGGCCGACAAAGGAACCUCAACUGCUACAUUUCAUCCACGAACAGCAGCGAAGAGAAACGGAACUAGCGACGGCCAGAAGGAAAAAAUUUGAACUUGAAGAUUCCCUCAGAGAUUUACAAGAAAGGGAACAACGUCAUUUGGAGCAAAACAUUUUCCUGAAAGACCAGAUAAGGAAACUGGAGAGAGACCGGUCACGUGAGACGGAGAGUAUGGAGUAUUUGAAGAACAUCAUUUUUCACUUCAUGUGUUCCGACUCGUAUGGGAGGGAGCAGAUGGUGUUGCCCAUAGCAACCAUCCUUCACUUAAGCCCAGACGAGGUGAAGAUAAUAAAGGAGAAAGCAGCUGCCCGGAGAUGGAUACCUAGAAAUUCAUGAUGAUUGUUAUUUCACUUUUUCAAUUUGAUUUUCAACUGUACAAUUUCUCUCAUUUUUACAUCUUUCAAAAGAUAGUAAUGAUAACUAUAUUAUUAUGCCAACUGGACAUUCUUUCCAUAACACAAUAAUUAUACUGUAUAAGAAUCGAUACGGCUGCAGUUCGGAGCAUGAGGAGGUGGAAUGGAACGGAGAUCCCGAGGGUUCACUGUGGACAACUUACAGUCCGGCGGUCUCAUUCCUAUUCCAGUAGAAUUGGACUGGGACUUGGGAACCACUUCCAAAUAGUGCCCACCACAGUCCCCAAACCUCGUCUUAAAAAGUGGCUCUUUAUCUUCUCCAUCUCUUCUCCCCUCUUCUCUUUCAUUUUCCAAAACAAUGUGUGCCACUUUUGACACGAUCUGCGAAUGUUUAUCCGUCUCCAUGGCAAUGGCAUUGUAGCUACUCCCAGUCCUAAACCCCACCCCCUCCAUAUCCUCGUUAGCAGUUAGCGCCACGGCAACGUUGUUUGAAGUCAUGACCUCUGAACCUUUGGGCUGGUCUGGAGGAAAAGAUAGAUCGAAACAUUUCGAGCUAUCAUUCAUAGAUUUCUUUGUGUGGCAUUCGACGCUGAUGCUGACCGGAUGAGAACCGUUAGGUGAGGUGGGGCUGGGGUUGUUGCUAGGCGACCCAAUCGACAACAAUCCGUCUUUCCCCAGUCGAAGAUUCAUACUCUGACCUGGAAUGGAAUCAGGACACACUAGGACAUCCUAAACUCUCGACGCUCACCUUUUAACCAGUAUCCUUGACUGGAAGGAUGCGUGUAGUAGGUCUUCAUCUGUGAUCGAGUAAUCAUGCCCCCCGGGCGAUGGUAAAAACUGCAGAUGGGGGUCCGCGAAGUAUUAAUUCUCGUGGCCCCCCGAGAACUAAUUUUCUCGGGGGACCCCCUCAAUUUUCUCCGGGGUGACGGCUCCGAGCUAUCAGAAGCGUCGCUACCGUGAUCACUCGAAGACGACGACGUAUCCAUAGCAACUUGCCCGUUCAGCAAACUCUUCUGUGCCAACUUUGAGAAAAAAAUUUCGAGCAAUUUCUUCGACCUCUGUCGCUGACCCCCUUCUUCGGGUGAAAUCUUUCGCAGCAGGGGGUCAAAGGUCGUCGGAGUACUGCCCACCGAAGAUGUCUGGCUCCGUGUACGAAUUCGCGUACCGAUGGACAACGGUGGGCAUGAAUUAGAAUAAAGUCUCUCUCCCUCGCCGUACAAAAGGUCUGAAGACACUUUUGGAGUUCUAUUUGUGUCCUCGGGGGUCGAA